AUGAGUGAGGCAAACCAAACCACUGUGGGGCCCUCAGAGCUCUCCACGGCAUCAGCCAUCUCCCCUGGGCUGGGCACUGGGGCCCGGGCAUGGCCUGUGCUGGUGGGCGUCGUGCUGGGGGCUGUGGUCCUCUCUCUCCUCAUCGCGCUUGCUGCCAAGUGCCACCUCUGCCGCAAAUACCGUGCCAGCUACCAGCACCGCCCGCUGCCCGGGACCGGGAAGGGUGUCUGUCCGGAGGUGGGUGAAGAAGAUGACGAUGGCUUCAUCGAGGACAAUUACAUUCAGCCUGGGGCCGGCGGGCUGGGGACAGAGGGCGGCAGGGACCACUUUUCCUUCUGA
This is a messenger RNA of Puma concolor (puma), 339 nucleotides long. The record is from RefSeq and is a predicted model, not a curated record. Lineage: Eukaryota; Metazoa; Chordata; Mammalia; Carnivora; Felidae.